AUCGCGGACUUCCUUUCUCGUGUUGUGUCUCCAUGUGAGUUUGUGGCAGCGGAGAGCGAGCGGCAUUGGAGUUUUUAAAACAAACAAACACACGAAUUUUUAAAAAGUUUAAAUUUCGGCAAUGGAGGAUUUUGAAGAGGAGUCAGUGUCGGGUUCAGAGUCAGAAGGAGGCGACUCUGUCAUGUCAGACAGAGAGCUCCAAGAAGCUUUCGCUAAAGGUUUGCUCAAACCGGGCAUGAACAUCCCCUUAGAAGCCAGGAAGAAAGAGGUGAACAACGUGGAGGGUUUGAAGCAGUGCCUGGCAGACUUCAAGAAGGACCUGGCCUGGGUGGAGAGGCUGGAUUUGACCAGCCAGCCCCUGCCUGACCUUGUGGCCAAGGCAGAGGGGAAGCUAACCACGCUGGACAGCAGAGAGAUCCAUGCUGAGGAUGACUUCCAGAGGGAGAUGUACUUUUACCGACAGGCCCAGGCAGCUGUUCUGGAAGCGUUGCCACGGUUGAAGAAGUGCAAUAUUUCUACCAAGAGACCAGAGGACUACUUUGCUGAAAUGGCCAAAACCGACCAUCACAUGCAGAAGAUCAGAACCAAGCUGUUGGCCAAGCAGACCUCCAUGGAGAAGUCAGAGAAGGCGAAGCAGCUACGAGAACUCAGGAAGUAUGGCAAGAAGGUUCAAACUGAUGUCCUGCAGAAGAGACAGAAGGACAAGAAAGCCAUGAUGACAGCUGUGAAGAAAUACCAGAAAGGAAUGACUGACAAGCUAGAUUUCAUGGAGGGGGAUCAGGAAAAGGGCAAGAAAGGGUCGGCUGGAGCUGCUGGGCCAAACUCGGCAAAGAAGAAGCGAGGACCCAAUGCCAAGAGGCAGUACAAGGACCAGCGGUUCGGAUUUGGUGGGAAGAAGCGAGGCUCCAAGUGGAACACAAAGGAGAGUCACGACGACAUGUCCGGGUUCCGAUCCAAAGCGGCGCACGGGAAGUCUGGCAAGAACAGGGGGAAAGGAGGGAAGCAAGGAGCGAGCAAGAGACCUGGCAAGAAUGCCCGGAAGAAGAUGAAGAACAGAUCUUGAUGGAUGCCUUGCUCUGUUUUGUGAUCCGGACUCCAGACUGACAUGUUUACACAGCCUUGCUGUUUUGUGAUUUAGACUCCAGACUUGUGUUUCCAUGUUGUGGGUGAUCUCAUGUUUUGUUUGUUAGGGUUGAAAGAUGUGCCUUUUAAGAGAUUGAUAGAACUGAAGUGUGUGUGCUACCUGUGUGGUGUCUUUAUGGGUACCCUGUAAUCAGUUUUUUAGUAUAUCUGCAGGUUUCUACAUCUACCUAGAGUUUGCUGUUGGAUAUAGUCCAGUAUCACACCCUGACUGAGCUGAGCUGGAGGUUAUCCCUACUGCAUUUCAGCGAGUUCUCCAAAUGUGGUGGCCAGAGCCCUUUUUUUAAAGAAAAAAGAAAUCCAAUUGUUCUGCUUUGUUAAUUUUUUUUUUUUUUUUUUAUAACCCCCCCCCCCCCCCCCCCCCCAAUUAGCAAAGUCCCUACAUUACAUUGUAAUGUAUUGUUAGAAAAGGUAAAGCGAGUGGUCACACACCCAUGUCUUUGUUUCUGCGGUCCUGCGUCCAUAGUUAAAGUAAUGAGCACAGUCCUCUCCAGUGUCUAGCGUUUGUUUGAUUAAUGCUAGGAAGGGUGAGGAGGCUCAGGGCUAGUUCACUUCCCUGCCCCUGAUCCCAUCCUGUUUCUUUAGAACUGCCUAGAGGGCGUGGCUGUGCAGAAUAAGCAGUGAGCAAGCCCAUGCUGAUGUUGGUUAUCGAUUGAAGACGUACAGACAUCACAAAUAAGCCUGUACGAUUCAAAGCUGACACACAACUGCUUAUUUGAGUAAAUAAUCUUGACUAGGUAAAGUGGCUGAAACAAUCUGACUGCAUGUUCAAUCCAUUUUUAUUAAAUGUACCAACCAAGUGUAAAUAAACACAGUGAAAGUUCA
Polyodon spathula (Mississippi paddlefish) is the source of this 1965-nucleotide messenger RNA. Its product is annotated as probable rRNA-processing protein EBP2. Gene Ontology annotation, cellular component: nucleolus; nuclear periphery; preribosome, large subunit precursor. The coding region runs from base 122 to 1063 and encodes 313 amino acids. The transcript has 9 exons. The record is from RefSeq and is a predicted model, not a curated record. Gene Ontology annotation, biological process: rRNA processing; ribosomal large subunit biogenesis. Lineage: Eukaryota; Metazoa; Chordata; Actinopteri; Acipenseriformes; Polyodontidae.